AUGAAAGAAGGCUCCUUUACCACUGCUGCCCCUUCUGGUAGUCCUGACUCCGCACUUGCACCAUCUGCUGCUCAUUUUGCAAGCACUCUGCUGCUUGAUGAGCCAUGUAAUUCGGAUUCUCGAUGUGUGACGGAAGGAGAGAUGGCCGCUACGGCAAAAUCGAUAGCAAUCAUGCCUGAAUUGAGUCCUCAGGUUGAAUCUCUUCUAUAUGGGCCUCAACCAGGCGGUACCAUCAGCCAAGAUAAGUUUCUUGCAUCAAAUGUUCGACACUCGCACUCCGUUACAGCUCAUUUACUGGAUGAUGCUCCUGUAAGUUAG
Protopolystoma xenopodis is the source of this 318-nucleotide messenger RNA. The record is from the annotation of a GenBank genome assembly. NCBI's taxonomy places the organism in Eukaryota, Metazoa, Platyhelminthes, Monogenea, Polystomatidea, Polystomatidae.